UUUUCGGUAUCUUCAUUAUUCCCUCAUGGCUACGACAUCGAAAACAGCGAAAAAGAGAUCUGCCGCAUCCCAGGCCGGUCCUUCCGGCAAGAAAAUCAAUCUGAGUGUCCCCCAGACGUCUGAAAAGAAACGAAGUCGACCUGUAACUCAACUUGCACCUGACGCUGGUUCUGGCUCUGAUUCCGAUGAAAUAGACGAGGAUGAUGUGCCAGAAAAACAGGACGAUGAAGUGGCCGAUGGCGAGGGCAUGGAUGUAGUCGAGGAAAAGGCAGCGAAAGAUCCAUUGGCGGUACGUGAGGCUCGUAAAGCACAAAAACUUCUUCAAGGGCAACGAAAGACGGCAAAACCUCAUUCGUCUCUUUUAACAGAGGCCAAGAGAGUGUGGUCACUCGCGCGACAGAAAAAUAUACCACCUACCGAACGGCAAAAGCACAUCCACGAUCUCAUGAACGUUAUACGUGGAAAAGUGAAGGAUAUUGUCCUGAAACACGAUGCCAGCCGGAUAGUUCAGACUGUUGUCAAGCACGGCAAACAAAAAGAACGAGAUGAAGUAGCCGUCGAGUUGAAGGGGAAGUAUAGAGAACUAGCCCAGAACAAAUACUCAAAAUUCCUUGUGACCAAGCUCAUCAGAUAUUGUCCCGCUCAUCGCACUUCCAUUAUCCUCGAAUUUCAGUCGCACACCUUGCGACUGCUUCUUCACCGAGAGGCUUCCUCGGUGCUGGCCGAUGCCUUCGAGUUGUACGCCAAUGCAUACGAACGGUCGCUGCUUCUUCGUGAUUUCUAUGGGAAAGAGGCUACUUUGUUUAGUAUAACAUCCGGCAGCACUGAAGACAAAGAGCGCGCGAAGAAGGGACUGAGCGGUGUUUUGCAAGGCGGAGACACGGAACGACGGAAGCGAAUUCUUACCGCGACUAAAACGGGACUGAUGUCAAUAUUCAACAAUCCCGAUAAGGGUGCUAUCACGCACGCAAUUGUGCAUCGUGCCUUAUGGGAAUACAUAGUAGCUGUCAAUGAGAGUGAAGAGGGGGAACGAGACAAGCAAUAUCGCGAAAUGUUUGAAUGCUGUCAGGAAGUUUUGGCCGAGCUGGUCCACACGAAGGACGGGAGUCGAGUCGUGCGCGAAUUUCUCGCACGCGAAACGGCAAAAGGCCGAAAACAGAUUCUCAAAGUACUCAAACCACACAUUUUGAAGAUGUGUACAAAUGAGGAGGCUCAGUUAGUACUGUUCACGGCUAUAGAUGUAAUUGACGACACAAAACUUGUACUGAAAACCCUGGUUACUGAGAUCACGCAAGCAGCCGAUACGUUAUAUCCUUCGCCACAGGGUCGUCGAGUGCUCCUCUAUCUAAUGGUUCCUCGUACCAGACGACACUUCACCCCCGCGCAAAUAGCGUCGAUAACCGAGACCGAUGAAAUUCGAUCUCGAACGAGCAAAAAGGAUGCAAACAUCCGACAAAAUGAAAUCCGUAUCGGUGCCAGCGAGCCUCUACUUGCAUGGAUAUCUGAGAAUGCUGAAAAGAUUAGUCGGGAUCCUGGCGGAAGUCUUGUCAUCCCUGAGAUAUUGCUUUACGCCGUUGAUGACAAAUCCAAAGCGGUGGAUGCACUCCUCAAAGCAGCUGCAGCUCCUUAUCCGUCAACUGACCUUGCCAGCCCGCAUGUUAUUGAUCUUCCACAUACUUCACGCAUGUACAAGACUCUCCUCCAGGGCGGACAUUUCAACCGAGCAAGCAAUACUGUUGAAAAGGUGGCCGAGUGGGAUUCAGCUGUUUUUGCGGAUCAGCUCGUAGAGACACUAGGGCAGGAUGUGAUUGUCGGAAUGUGUACGAAGGGUGAGCGGAAUGGUGCCUUCGUGGUUGCCGAGGCAUUGAGUGGAGAUAAGGCAAAAGAUUUGGUGAAGAGUUGGUUUAUGACCAAUGUGAUCAAGGAAAUUGAGGAGAGUGAUAUGAAGGGUAAGAAUGUGCUGUUGGAGAAGAUACGACAGCUUUAGACUGGUGCAGUUGUCUCGAUGGUCGGGAAUCUUGGAUGAUACUUAUUUAUGAAGAAUCGUAUAUUCCCCGAAGCGGCCAAGCACAUUCUAUGACUGUAAAAUUCUUUACGGUCCAUCCAACCUCAGCUCUGUUCUACCCAUGGUCUCAUUUUUUGUUCACGACCUUUCAUGGUCACGGUCAUGGAUGCGUAGAAACCAGCC
Molecule: messenger RNA, 2188 nt
Organism: Guyanagaster necrorhizus
Lineage: Eukaryota; Fungi; Basidiomycota; Agaricomycetes; Agaricales; Physalacriaceae
Product: ARM repeat-containing protein
Exons: 7
Coding region: 26-1987 (653 amino acids)
Biological process (GO): regulation of translation
Cellular component (GO): nucleolus
Molecular function (GO): mRNA binding
Source: RefSeq, a predicted model, not a curated record